Messenger RNA from Fusarium oxysporum Fo47, 2468 nucleotides. Its product is annotated as Zn(II)2Cys6 transcription factor domain-containing protein. Gene Ontology annotation, molecular function: zinc ion binding; DNA-binding transcription factor activity, RNA polymerase II-specific. Bases 406 to 2313 code for a protein of 635 amino acids. NCBI's taxonomy places the organism in Eukaryota, Fungi, Ascomycota, Sordariomycetes, Hypocreales, Nectriaceae. The record is from RefSeq and is a predicted model, not a curated record. Gene Ontology annotation, biological process: regulation of transcription by RNA polymerase II. The transcript has 8 exons.
UCGUUUGGAAGACUUGGAUAUAGACUAUCUACUGUACCACGCAGCAUCACUGGUCAAGGUUUUAGAUAUCUCUUCAACUCAUCUGGCCUUGAUCAUCCCUGCUCCGUAGAGUCCAUCGAGCAUCUCAGUCACAUUAGAUUGUUGAAGCCCUCCGUGUAUAAGUUUGAAUCCUCGACUUGCACCUCAGUACAGCCUCUCGACGCUCUACGCUGAAUUGUUGUCUAUUACGAGACCCCAUUCACGAACUAUCUCUAAUUCGGACUCCUUGGAUCGAUUCCUGGAAACCGAUUGACUGGGUACAUCACUUGCUGCCCUUGUCACUCCAACGCUCGCUAUAAAUCCACAAGCUUGUCUUUGUGGAUCACUUCGUUUCUAAUUUACAGAUACCUCUGUAACAUUUGCAAAAUGGCUGGUCCCGGUGGUGGUCCCCCUCGCCGCAGCCACACCAAGUCUCGCAAGGGCUGUGAUACCUGCAAGCGCCGCCAUAUCCGAUGCGAUGAAAACUUCCCCCAAUGCCGAAAUUGCACCAAGCACAAGAUUCGAUGCCCAUACAACGACGUGCAGGUUCCUGAUGCUGAGCGCUCUACAACUCCCGACAAGCCAGACCUGAUGUGGACACCCCAGAUUGAAGCCGCCAUUGCUGAAUGGCAAACGACGGGCAUCUUCCCGCUCCCCAGCCUGGGAAUAUACCCUGCCCCAAUGCCACAUCUGUACUCUGUUGAAGAUCUCCGUCUGAUCUACCACGUUGCGACGCUAUACUACCAACUAGCUACCAUCGAUGCUAACAAUUUCACCCUUUGGACUCGCCAUAUUCCAACUCUUCUUCGAAUUGGUGCCACGACACCCUAUGUGAUGCACGCUCUGCUCGCUUUCUCUGCUAUGCAUAUUGCUUUCCUCACCGACUGCCCUCUAGUUGGCAGCAUGGCCUAUGAGCACCGCGGCAUUGCCCUCAAGGGGCUCCAGGAAGCCAUUGGGUCUUUCUCCCGAGAGACAUCGGAUGCUAUCCUCGCUGCCUCCCUCGUUCUCUCCUGGCAGGCCACUGACUGGCGCAGCUGGACCCAGUUGAUGCAAGGCACUUCAUCGGUGAUCGAUGCCAUGGACCCCUGGAAGCAUGAGUCCCAGUUCGGAGACUUCAUCGCCGAGAGCAGCACGUUCCCAACCGCCCCGCCAUCUCCCGGAAAGGAUCAUCGCCCAAGCCAGCCUCGCCCUGAGGAUCUAGAGGCCUACCAGCGCACGCUCGAGCAGAUUCAAAAAGUCGAGGCACACCUCAAGUACCACAAGGAAGAUACUACACAGAUUCAGCAUCUCAUUGGCUUCCUCCGAGGCUCCCGCAAGAUCAGCCCUACGCUCUCCAUUGCUCAGCAAUUUGAGCGUCUUCAGCCUCUCCGCAAAUGGCUCUUCUGGAUGCCCGUGGGUUACCUGCAGAACUACCAUGGCUCUCCCAACUCGCUGGUCAUCAUUGCUUAUCUGUAUACCGUGGCUCUCCUCAUGGAACGGCUCUUCCCAGAGAUUGGCGCCGCCUAUUUUGGCAGUUUGUCUAUUUCUCCUGUUGAAGAGAUUGCUCGGCGACUCAUGUCGAUCAAUGUUUCUGGUGUUGGAAGCGAGAUGCAAACUCCCUUGACCCUUAUGGAGUUCCCCAUCGACACAGUCAGCCAGUUUCGGUCGCGUAUGGGAUGGAUGCACCCCGAAAGAACUCCCUCUUUCCCUCAGUUCAAUCCUCGCAAUUUCACUAUCCAGGAGGAGGUGCCCACCCAUGAGUCGUAUCUGUACGGAAAUCCUGCUUUCAGCUACAGCACUGAGGAAAUGCCCAUGCUCAACGCAUCCGGACCACCUUCUGCAGUGAGCCCCCUGGUCUUGUCGCCGUAUCCAAGCCAGCAGUACCUCAAUGUUCCCUCACCGGCGUACAAUGGAGCUUACAGCCCAGCAUCCUCGACUUUCGAGGGCUCUGUCGCAUACAGCGAUACCGAGGAGUAUGGAUCAUGGGACAUGAACACUCUACAAGGCGGGCCAUCCUCAUCAAUUCAGGACUCCCCUCAAAACUAUGGCGUCGGGAUGAACACGACACCUACAUACCCGCCUCCAGAGGACCCGAGUCUAUACAUGACUUCCAUGACGAGCACCCAAUCUCCAUAUAUCAAGUCAGAGCAAUUCGGCAUGCUUCCUCUCCCCGAAUCUCCCCUCUCGUCGAACGCGCCGCUCCCACGACAUCGCCAUACCUCGUCCAUGUCCUCUGCCCCGCACCCACCUUCUCCUCUGGCACGACCCCCUGUGAUGCACCAAUAUGACGACAAUACCCGACGUCGAGCCACCUGAUACCAAGUCCGACUUCGAUUCACCACCGAUCUGUUUUUACUGUUAUGAUUUAAUUCGAUAUUCUGCUUUUUCCGAAAACGACGCAGGCGCCAUGUAUAUCACACUCCUUCAACGCUCGCUACACCCGAACCUCCACGUCAACGACGCUGACACUC